Molecule: messenger RNA, 1803 nt
Organism: Gigantopelta aegis
Lineage: Eukaryota; Metazoa; Mollusca; Gastropoda; Neomphalida; Peltospiridae
Product: coadhesin-like
Exons: 11
Coding region: 1-1803 (600 amino acids)
Source: RefSeq, a predicted model, not a curated record
AUGAAAGUUGAUGGCGUCUGGAAGCCAUGGGGCACGUGGAGCGCAUGCGGUCUAACUUGCGGGGGCGGCACGCGCAGUCGCCUGCGAGAAUGCGAGGGGCCAUAUUUUGGCGGCAAAGAGUGUGACGGAUCUGAAUCCGAAACAGAAGCCUGCAACGUUCAACAUUGUCCAGUUGACGGGUAUUUCAACGAAUGGGCUCCGUGGAGUGAGUGUGACGUCACGUGUAAUGGAGGUAUACGUUGGCGAAACAGAACGUGUAUUGGACCGCUGUAUGGUGGAAACGAUUGUGAAGGUCAAUGGAAUGAAACAGAGACCUGCAAUACUCAUAACUGUCCAGUUGAUGGAGUUUUCUCGGACUGGUCUGACUGGAGUGAGUGUAGUCUGACGUGUGGGGGCGGUAUCAAGUGGAGAAAUCGAACUUGUAUCGGACCGUUUUAUAACGGCGCGGAUUGUGAGGGCGCGUGGAAUGAAUCGACAUCCUGCAAUGAACAUAACUGUCCAGUUGAUGGGGUGUAUAAUGAUUGGUCUGAUUGGAGCACGUGCACGGUCACGUGUGGCGGUGGCACUCAGUGGCGUAGUCGCACGUGCGUUGGUCCUUUCUUUGGUGGUCUACCAUGUCAGGGCCCAGCCAAUGAAACACAAGAUUGCAUGAUGCAACCCUGUCCAAUUGACGGAGUUUACAAUGAUUGGUCCUCGUGGGACACGUGUACGGUCACGUGUGGGGGUGGCACCCAGUCAAGAAGUAGAACAUGCUCAAAGCCACAAUAUGGCGGCCGCGACUGUCAAGGACCUGUUGACGAUUGGCAGGAUUGCAAUACUCAGAAUUGUCCGGUUGAUGGAGUUUGGUAUUCCUGGUCGGCUUGGGGAACAUGUAACGCCACUUGUGGUGGUGGAACAAGGGAGAGAACUCGCGAAUGUGAAAAGCCAAAAUAUGGCGGCGCCGACUGUAUUGGAAACUCGUCAGAGUAUCUGAUUUGCAACGUGAAUGUUUGUCCAAUACCAGGAGACUGGUUCCCAUGGGAAUCAUGGCCGCUUUGUUCAGUUACUUGCGGCGGUGGAAAACGGCAACGACAGCGAGAGUGUGACAUGACGUCAUACGGUGAUCUCACUGCUCCCUGUGCCGGUGAUGCUAAAGAGAUUGAAGACUGUCACACAUUUUCAUGCACGCCGUAUGCUGCCACGUGCACAGAGUGGGGGAAGCGCGGACUGAAGGAGAACACGAUGGCGCACAUUGAUCCCUUCAAGAAACCCGAGACUCUCCAGCAGCCCAUACUCGUGUACUGUGACAUGGUGUCUGAGGACGGGAUAGGAGUCACUGUUAUAGGUCACGACCAGCAGGAGGAGGAAGAGGUGGUCGGUUACGAAGGCGCGGGAGAGUUCCAGAUGAUAAUCAACUACAACGUGACGCUGGAGGAAGCCAUUGCCAUUAUCGACAACUCCAAGUCGUGCAAGCAGUUCAUCAGCUGGAAGUGCAAGGCGGCGCUCAUCCACAACCCCAACAGUGACGUGCUGGGCAUGAUCACCACUGGCUGGAAGAACAGGACCAAUGAGUUGGUCGACUAUUUUGGGGGUGGCAGUCCUGGCAGCGGCAAUUGUGGGUGUGGCAUGACAGGUUCCUGCGUUGACCCGACCCUUGCGUGCAACUGUGACAUGAAUGAUGACGUCUGGAGAGAGGAUUCCGGCUACCUGACGUACAAGGAUGAUCUGCCUGUUGUUGAAUUUGUAGCAGGAGAUACAGGUGCUGAAGACGAGAUGGGCAAGGUGAGAGUGGGCAACGUGCUCUGCAUGGGCAUGGCGGUCUGA